Dichotomopilus funicola is the source of this 2520-nucleotide messenger RNA. RefSeq lists its product as uncharacterized. Gene Ontology annotation, molecular function: protein binding. The record is from RefSeq and is a predicted model, not a curated record. Bases 1 to 2520 code for a protein of 839 amino acids. NCBI's taxonomy places the organism in Eukaryota, Fungi, Ascomycota, Sordariomycetes, Sordariales, Chaetomiaceae. The transcript is spliced from 4 exons.
AUGGCGCAGUUUGGAGCAACGUUUGUUCCCGGAGGCUACGAUGACUAUUCCAUGCCCGAAGUCGUUGCGCCCGCCCCGCAAAGGGUAAUGCCCGAGGUGCCCCAGAACAUGCAAGAAGAUAUCCAGCGCAUGGAACUCGAAGCUCACGACGCUGCACCAAACCAAGACGGCAAGACGACGACGGACAGUGAGGAGGCUAAGGACUUCAAACCUUUCCAGACCAGUACCGCCGAUUCCGCCGACAUGGACGCGCCGUCCUUCUCCCCGUUCCCCAAGGUCAAGGGCGAAAACAUCCCGCCCAGCGACGAAGAGAAGGAACAGAUUCUGUGGCAAGCCCGUAACCUCGUCCUCCACUCUAACAACGUGUCGAUGCAAGUAACAUGGGCCCGCGACACUCUCAUCUGGGUCGAAAUCGCCCAAGACGCCGUCACACGAGAAUGGAAGCGAGACGGCAAGAACAAGGAGCGGCCCUCCACCCCCAAAACCGAGCACGAGCUGCGUGUCGACGCAGUCAACAUCCUCGAUUACCUUGCCCAGCAAGACCACCCCGAGGCCACCUUUAUGAAAGGAAAAUGGCUCGAGUUUGGCAAAUUCGGGUUCCGUGAGAACAAGCGCGAGGCAUAUUCGAUGUACAAAAAGGCCGCCGAGAUAGGAUAUGGACGGGCCGAGUACCGGAUGGGCAUGCUGUACGAGAACUCCAACGACAUCCCCAACGCACUCAAGCACUACACGUUGGGCGCCCAGCUCGGCGACUCAGCUUCUAACUACCGCCUCGGCAUGAUGCAUCUCAUGGGACAGCACGGAUACCACAAGGACUACAUGCGGGGACUGGAGAUGGUCCAACAGGCCGCGGACACAGCGGAUGAGGAUGCGCCGCAAGGGGCCUACGUAUACGGCAUGCUCAUUGCCCGAGAGCUGCCCGACAUCACCAUGCCUGAUCAUGUCCUCCCGUGUGACUAUGCGGUCGCUCGGCAGUACAUUGAGAAGGCGGCUUAUCUCUCCUUUGCCAAGGCGCAAUUGAAGAUGGGCCAAGCAUACGAGCUCAGCCAACUUGGGUGCGACUUCAACCCUGCCUACUCGCUUCACUACUACGGUCUUGCAGCACGGCAGGGCCAACCCGAGGCGUCACUUGGCGUGAGCCGUUGGUUCCUCUUCGGCUACGAGGACCUCUUCCCCAAGAACGAGCAGCUGGCCUACAAGUAUGCCAUGGACGCCGCCCAGUCGGGGUUGGCGACCGGCGAGUUUGCCAUGGGGUACUACCACGAAAUUGGUAUCCACGUCCCCAAGGACAUUCGAGAGGCGCGGAAGUGGUAUGAGCUGGCGGCCGACCAUGGCAACAAGGAUGCACGGGACAGAAUCGACUCCCUCAGCCAGUCUAGGACACUGACCAAAGCUGACCACGAGACAACCACUCUUACUCGCAUCAAGUCGCAGCACGGCUCUCAGCGCGGGAAGCGUCCGGACCGGUUCGCCAAGCAAAACAACAUCAUGCCUACUCUCAGCGAGGGCGACCAGAACAACAAAGGGCGUAACUUAAUAGCUAAUGAUAUAGCAGCCGGUAUUCAAUUCCCCGAUCCGUCUCCCAGGCCGCCUGCUUUCACUUUGAAUCUCGACAACAACGACCCUUCUAUGCGACCCAAGUCGAGUGCCCCAUAUCCCGAAGACGACGUCAGGGGCCCGCAACUUCAUCCCGGUCCUCGCGUUCCAGUCAAUGCUGGACCCCACGCAGACCGUCCGGGGAGUGCCUUUGGCAUUCGCCCACUCUCUUCUGGCGGUCCUGGGCCAGGCCGACCGGUGUCGAGUCAAGGUGUCAUGGGCGGGUACGGCCCUGGAGGUCCUGGUCCCGGCGGCCAGUGGCAGCAACAACCGCCUCACCCGCAGCAAGGGCGUGGCGCUGGUAUCAUCCCUGCCGGUAUGCCAGUCGGCGACCCAACCCGUACACGACUUCAAAAAUCCAACCCCAACUAUCCGCCCGACCACCGAGGACCGCCGCCAGGCCAGUAUCCUGGGGGUGGAGGUUACGGUCCUGGGCCUGGCCCCCAGCAACCAGGGCGGGAGUAUGGACGACCUGGAAGUUCCCACAACCGCCCGCCCAACGACAACUUCGGUCCCGGCCCCGGUGGACCGUACGACCGGCAAAGUGUUCUUCCACCCGGUGGGCCCGGCCGUAUGCCUGCGGCAGCAGCAAGUCAGCCUAACCUCCGUCCACAUGGCGGACCCGGAGGUCCCGGACCAGGUGGGCGACCGAUCUCGCAUGUUGAGCCCGGUCCAGCCGGCCGCGCUAGCGCACCCCCUGCGCAGCCGAACGCUCGCCCUGGUCCAGCAGGCGCGACGCCGAGCCCUGGCCCCGCGGCGGCUGCGCAACGGCCACCCCCCAAGACAAAUACUGGGAAUUUGAGUCAUCCCGACGGCAAGACUAUGGGUCAGGGGCCCGCUACCUUCGAGGAGAUGGGGAUUCCGCAGGGUAAGGCCGAGGGUGAUUGUGUAAGUUCCAUUUUCCUGGUUCUAUUAUCUCAGUGA